AUGCUCCAUGGGAAACAUUUCCUUUCUCCUGAGAGUUACUUACCCCGGACAAAGGAUGGAGAUGCCGACAGGAAGAUCUGGAAGUCAAUCCGUUUCCUCGUCUGUGCAACAGUGAAGAGCUGUGGGAAAAGCUUUGACCGCCAAUAUUCUCGAAAUGAGAAACACACGAGCCAACUUUCAACUCUCAUGUUCAACGGCCAUAUGGAAUGGAUCAGUGACCACUGA
This is a messenger RNA of Coccidioides immitis RS, 225 nucleotides long. RefSeq lists its product as uncharacterized. The record is from RefSeq and is a predicted model, not a curated record. The transcript is spliced from 3 exons. The coding region runs from base 1 to 225 and encodes 74 amino acids. NCBI's taxonomy places the organism in Eukaryota, Fungi, Ascomycota, Eurotiomycetes, Onygenales, Onygenaceae.